Molecule: messenger RNA, 6055 nt
Organism: Monopterus albus (swamp eel)
Lineage: Eukaryota; Metazoa; Chordata; Actinopteri; Synbranchiformes; Synbranchidae
Gene: tmem132e
Product: transmembrane protein 132E
Exons: 9
Coding region: 390-3665 (1091 amino acids)
Source: RefSeq, a predicted model, not a curated record
CCUGGAGCCAUGCACAGUCUGGGAUUGAAAGAGCCGCUGCGUGGGGCUGAGUUACUCUUAAACCAGGACUUAAGCCACGGGGAAUUAGACAAGCACAAGUUCAAGAAGCUCGGUGGAACCUUUGUAGUCAGCAGCAAGAGCAUGCCCAAGUGAAGAAGUGCCAGGGUGUAUUGCUGUUUUCUUUUUUCACUCUGAUUUAUUCUUUCUUUUUUAACACAACAAAGCUUUACAAAGAGAAUCCAAAAAAGAAGACAAACUUCUGUGGAGUGCCUGCUGAGUAAUACAACCUACUGAAGAGGCUUUUCUUCUGUGGAUUUCAAAAAGAUCUUCUUGAUUUUUUUCACUUUACAUUUAAAGGAUGAGAUUUCAAUGGUAAAACCAUUUGGAAUAUGGGACUUUUAAUCUCUGAUUUGGACCACGGGGACAGGAAACUAUGUUUUUGUGCUCAGCUGUGGGUAAUUUUGCUAACUCUUGCAGGUAAGAUCUCUCCAACCAGCUCAGAUGCCCUCCUCCGUUCCUCAGCAAUGACAGCCAGUGCUUCACCACCCAAUUUGUACCUUCCUGCCAACUUUAAAAUGUCCAAUGCACAGCUGGCUUUCUUUUUGCGCGAGGCUCAGAUCACGGGACAAACAGUUGGAGGCAGCAGUAAGAGCAGCAGUAGCCCCAGCCCUGGAAACCCGCUGCAGCGCUCUGAGAGUUUUGUGGUUUUCCAGACGAAGGACCUCCCUGCCAUCAACAUAAGCUAUGGGCCUUUUGCCCGGGACCAGGCCCUGUCCAAGGAGUUGCUCCAGCCAGCUAGUCCACUAGAUAUUCCCGGCCAGCUGACAGUCAACUGGAAAGUGCGGUCUUUCAUUGUCCAGGCCCGGGUCUUCUCUAACAACCCCACAGUCCAGGUGUUUUUUUAUAUUGCUGGUCGUGACUGGGAUGACUUUAAGGCUCAUGACAAGAUGCCCUGCGUCCGUUUGCAUGCCUUCCGGGAUGUCCGUGAAAUUAAAACAUCCUGUCGCAUGAGAGGCAACCUUGCACAGUGCUUGGCGCAGCUGGAGCUGCCUCCAUCUUGGUUUAACACCAAUGUUGCCCCGCUGGGUCGGAGGAAAGGCUCCAAUGAUGGGCUCUUGGAUGGGCUAAUCAGUGAGACUCUCCAGGCUGAGCUCUAUUACACACUCCACGAGCCUAAUCUGGAAGGGGAGUGUAACGAGGCCUCAGUUCAUAGGAGUGGUAGUGUUUCCAGGGGAGAGCCUCUGUCACAGCACCCCCUGCUGCGCAUUGGGAGCAUCAGUCUGUACCAGGCCAGUCAGGAGCAGCUGCUGGUAGACAAGCAGUUAGACAAGAACAUGUUCCUCAGGCUUCCUGAGAAGCCCCUGAAACCUGGCGAGACCCUCAAAAUCUUCCUGUACUUGAUGCCCAACUCCACUGUUGAACAGUUCAGCAUCAAGGUGAAAGCGAAGAAAGGGGUGAACCUGCUCCAGACCAGAUCGAAGAAUGCCCAGUGGAAAGUGGACUGGGAGGUUCAGUCGGGCGCCAAGCAUUCCAUCACCACCAUCGAUGUGAACAAGAGCAAAGCAGUCAAACAGGGGGAUGUGCUGGGUAACGUCGAGGUGAUGCAGCUGGAUUUUGAAAUGGAGAACUUCACCAGCCUCUCGGUGACCAGGAGGAUCAACUGGAACAUCGACUACAAGGGCCAGAACCCACCUCCCGAUUCAGAGAAGGUUGUGACGGAGUUGACGGUAGUGCAGCGGGACAUUCAGGCCAUCAUCCCUCUGGCCAUGGACACUGAAAUAAUCAACACAGCUAUUCUGACCGGACGCACUGUUGCCAUUCCUGUCAAAAUGGUAUCCAUAGAGAUGAACGGAGCAGUCACAGACAUCUCAGCCUCUGUGCAGUGCAAGUCCUCAAAUGAAGACAUUGUUAAGGUGUCCAUAAAUUGUGACUACGUGUUUGUCAAUGGGAAGGAGACGCGGGGCUCCAUGAACGCCAGGGUUAUCUUCAGCUACGAACAUCUGAGCUCACCACUAGAGCUGACCGUCUGGGUGCCCAAACUUCCCCUGCAGGUGGAACUUUCUGACAACAAUCUCAGCUUCAUUAAAGGGUGGAGGGUUCCCAUUCUGCCUGACAGAAGGAGCACUAGAGACAGCGACGCAGACGAUGAAGAUGAGGAGCGGCGGGUGAGUCGAGGCUGCACCCUGCAGUACCAGCGGGCCCUGGUCAAGGUGCUUACACAGUUCCACACCACAUCUACAGAGGGAACUGACCAGGUCAUCACCAUGCUAGGACCCGACUGGCAGGUAGAUGUCACUGACCUGGUUCAGGACUCCCUGAAGGUGGCCGACCCCAGGAUAGCAGAGUUGGUGGACAGGACUGUCCUGGUGGGCCUGGAGCUGGGCUCCACUCUUCUGAAGGUGGAGUCUCCGCUGGCAAUGGAUGCAGUAUUAGGAGAGUCGGCAUUCUCUGUCACAGACGACAAGGUUUCCAUCACAGAGCUGCGGGUUCAUGCCAUCUCAGGCCUGACACUGUCACUGCAGCCCAGUCCUGGCAACAGCCACACCAUGGUGGCCAAGGCAACUGGCCUGCAGACGCUCACUGCUCCUAAGCAGGAGGCCUGUUUGUCCUUCUGGAUGCUUUUCAGUGACAACACAGCAGCCACUCUGACUUACUUUGAUCCCAAAGACUACAACCUCAAUGCCUCCACACUGGAUGACAAAGUUGUGUCAGUAUCACAGGAGCCUCAGCAAAGGUGGCCCAUGGUGGUGGCAGAAGGAGAGGGAUCUGGCGAGAUGGUGCGUGUAGAGAUGGCCAUCUGUGAGGCUUGCCAGAAGACCAAGCGCAAAAGUGUCAUUGCAUCUGCUACAGUUUAUGUCAAGGUCCGCUUUGGGCCAGAGGAAGACUCUGAGGAAGAAGCAACCACUGAGGGCGAGAUUGAGCUGGCACCCAUCACCAGGCGUCCUGUCAUUGAUCCAAACAUCAGUGGAAGAGUUUAUGAGACAUCUAAUGAGCAGCCUGCUAGUGUUCCCAUCGAUUACACCAAUUUCCCCACUAUUAGCAACCAGGAGCGACCCACUGAGAGCGACGAAGAGGAGGGAGACGAGUUUGUGCAUUCACCUCGGAACAUGACCGACCUUGAGAUUGGCAUGUAUGCUCUACUAGGAGUCUUCUGCCUGGCCAUCUUAGUCUUUCUCAUCAACUGCAUUGUCUUUGUGCUUAAAUACCGCCAUAAGCGAAUUCCACCUGAGGGUCAGGCCAACAUGGACCAUUCCCACCACUGGGUGUUCCUGGGAAAUGGCCAGCCACUGAGGGCCCAGUGUGAUCUAUCACCACAGCAGGUAGAAAGUCCUAGUAACCCUUUGGAGGGUGUACAGACUUGCUGCCAUGGAGACCACCAUAGCAGUGGCAGCUCCCAGACUAGCGUUCAAAGCCAGGUACAUGGCCGGGGUGACGGCAGCUCUGGAGGUUCUACGAAAGAGAACGGCGAGGACGCCAGUUCACCCACCUCCAAGCGCAAGAGAGUCAAGUUUACCACCUUUACCACCCUUCCCACAGAGGAGCUGCCCUACAACUCCAUCCCCAUAGCAGAUGAAGAGGACAUUCAGUGGGUUUGCCAGGAUAUGGGCUUUCAAGACCCAGAGGAACUGCAUGAUUACAUGCGCAGAAUAAAAGAAAUAGCCUGAGAUAAGAGGUUCAGUGUGAAACACUGCUCUCAGCUUUCUAAAGAAACAUUCCUUUCUAUUUUUCUCUUUCUCACCUAAGUUAAAGAAAAUUUUUUUCACAGACUAAAAGGCCAGCUGUUGUUUUUGGUUAGGGUUUGUUCCAUUUAGUUUGCACAGUGCUGUAAUCUCAUACACACUCACAUAGAAGAUAAUGCCAGGAAGCCAAAGACUUAACCAGAGGAUCUCAGUCACUAGAGACAUCUGUAAAUCUUGGCUAUAGGAAAAUUUACUGGGAAGCUGAGCCAUGGCCAGAUGUGGAGCUCCCCAAGCUCCCUUAUUUUGAGAAUCUGAUUCUAGACAAAGCCUGAUAUGGACAGGAGUGUAGAAGAGUACUGACUGUGUUUAUUGCUGGCUCACUAGAACUGCAUAAUUAUACCUACUCCAAGCUAAGAGGCCUUUGAUGAACAAAAACAUUCAAAGACUCUCAUGAAAUUUAUGUUUAGAAAUCAUUUGUUUUUGCCAAAGUGGGGAAAGUGUUCUUUUAAUGGCAAAACUUCACUGUUGCACUCGGUGCAGCACACUCGUGAUUUAUAAUCAUGUUCAUAACUUACAUUUUUCUAUAUUUCAUAGGUAGCCACAAGUAGAGCUCUACAAGUCCUCCUGGUUCUGAACAAAUCUAAUGCCUUAUCAAAAUGGUCACAUUUCACUUCUUAUAUCAGUCAACAGACACCCUGGUUUGUCACUAAGGCUAGAGACAGUGUAGUAAGAGAAACUAUUUAACGUACUACUACUGAUCUCGAGCAUGAGGUAUAAAAUAGUGUGUGAUGUGAGGCUUUCUCACAGUCUUUGCAUGGAACAGGAUCUUGAGGCACAAUUAGCCACUUUUUUUUUCCAAAUUUGUAAAUGUUUGUAAUUAUAUAAUAAUUCAUACACAUUACAAAAGUAAAUAUGUUAUCAUGCACUACACGCAUGCCAUGUCGGGCCUACAUAAACGCAGACAUUCCUCUCUAUUAUAUGUAUAUAUUGUAUCAAGCCAGAGUCGCCUCUGUCAUGAACGUUCAGCUAGUAACCUACUCCAAACAAGAGGAGCAGAAAGUUGGUUGAAAUGUUAUAAUCUUGUGGUGAGUAGAGGGUUCUCUUCGGCAACAUCUUAACAGAACUGUAGCUCUUUAACAAAUUAGUAUCACAUUUGACUGUUGACCAUGGGCAUUUGCUAUGCACCAGAAUUGUAACAGAUCCAGUCUUUUUAUGGUUUAUUUCCCUUCCUCAUGUUCAACUGGCCUCCAGGAAAAUAAAAAAAAACUCAUAUAAUGUACUAGUUGGAAACAUUUUCACUGAACACUAGACUAAACUCUGCAGGAAAUGUUUUCUACCCAUUAAGAAGAUUACUUUUGCUUCAUCAUUUAAAUCAUGGCUGUCCCAUAUUGUCGUGCUGUUUUCAAACACAUUGUGGUAUGUAUGUAAUCUCCAUUUAGUUUAAUAUACUCUAGUGAACUUAACAUCUGGAGGUCACAGAUUUGCUUUGUGUGAACUUUAUGGUCAGGGACAGAGAGUAAUAGCUUUUCAGUGGUGUUGCUAGAGGCACAAGAGCUACAAUACGUAGAUGCCAUGGGUGUGGUUAUACGAACAUGUACACUGUAUCUCAGGAUGGUUGAAUACAACACAGCCAGUGGAUGCCAUGUUCAGGUUUUGUUGUGCAGAAGUGUGAAAUGCUGUGUUGAGCUUUUAAAGGUUUACAUUGGUUUUAACAUAACAGAAACAGGAAAGAUCUGGCGGGUUUUGAAAGAGCAUAAAAUAUCUUGUGAGAUUUCAACCAAAACAUUCUGAGGUAGCCAGACAUGUAGUCACUGUGAGCAUGAUAACAGCAGAGCUAAUAGUAUUUUUAAUUGUAGUUGCCCUAUUAGCAUAACAUAUGCUUUUUAGUAUUAGAGUGGAUGACUGAAGAGGACUUUUGAAGGCUGAUGUUAUUCCAGCUUUGAUUUCUUUUCAGGAUUAAUGAAACAACCAUGGGAUAAAAUUUGUUUCUGUCAUUUUCCUUAAUUCUUUGCUAAGGGCUUGGAUUUUUAUUUUAUGUUAACUGACUGAUUUUGCUGAUCCCAUGAGAAAACAAACAUGCUCCCUUUGUCCUCAUAAUGAGCAAGCUUUAUUUGUCAUUCAAAAUGUACAUUUUAUUGCCAUCCUAUCUGCUUUUUGGCCCAUACAACCUUAUUAAAGCCCCAAUCCAGAAUUGUUCUCUUAAUGGCAGUGCUGCUAUACAAAUGCCAGUUUCAUAUGGAACAAAAGCAUAAAAUUCAGGAUAUGGUGUUAAGGCGCCCCCCAGCUCCUUAUUCAUUGACUGAAGACACUAUGUGUGACAACUGAAGACAAUCGUUAAAUGUGAUCUUGAGAUGGAAAUGGUUUGCUUACAGCAA